AUGGCGGCUCGUCUACUUUCACUAUACCUGGCCGCAGUUACCGUCCCUGCUCUCGAGCAAAUGGUGGACAUCACUGAUUGCGGCGGUCGACCUUACACGAUCAUCGAACCCAGCUGGGGUCCAAAUGCACGCUGGACAAAUCCGGGUCUAGAGAUUGUGAGGAGGCCACUCAAGGCCGCCAAAGCAAGCGAAAUCAUUCCUAAUCUGGCGCCUACGUCAGGUCCGGCAACCAUGGUUAGCUAUACAGAUGGUGUGAGCCAGCAUUGGCUUCGGAUACCCUUUCUGGCUCCUACUAUGAGGGAUUGUCCGUGCCUUCGUAAGCAGGACCGUUGA
Molecule: messenger RNA, 333 nt
Organism: Dibothriocephalus latus
Lineage: Eukaryota; Metazoa; Platyhelminthes; Cestoda; Diphyllobothriidea; Diphyllobothriidae
Source: the annotation of a GenBank genome assembly